Odontomachus brunneus is the source of this 1842-nucleotide messenger RNA. RefSeq names its product vitellogenin receptor-like. Bases 104 to 1177 code for a protein of 357 amino acids. The transcript has 9 exons. Lineage: Eukaryota; Metazoa; Arthropoda; Insecta; Hymenoptera; Formicidae. Gene Ontology annotation, molecular function: calcium ion binding; protein binding. The record is from RefSeq and is a predicted model, not a curated record.
GAAAGCGGGAAUAUGAUACUACUUCCGCUGCGAAAUAAAGUUGCAGACUGAAUCGCUGACCAGUCAGUUUUCGAAACGUACAUGUCCAGUGCAGUUCAUCAUCAUGACGCAUAAGAUUUGUUUUGUAAAGGUUAUGUUUCAUAUUGCGGGACUAUUACUUCUGUGUAAUUUUUUAAAAAUUUGUUCUGGCAGACGUAGUUAUCCUAUAAAUAAUAUAAAUAACGAGUAUUCUUCCCAAGACUUGUUUACAUGCUCUAACGGUAAACGCAUAAAAUCAAUAUUUAAAUGUGACAAUGAUAAUGAUUGUGGUGACAACUCUGAUGAAAAUAACUGUAACUAUAAUUAUCCGUACAGACUAUUAUGCUCCAAAAGUAAUUUUAAUUGUACAAAUAGGAAUUGCAUAUCAAGAGAUAAAUUCUGCGACGGAUAUUAUGAUUGUACGGACAACAGCGAUGAAUACGACGGUUGUGAAGAAGACUUAAAAUGCGAGGGUCGAUUCCGAUGUACUAAUGGAUAUUGUAUAUCGAAAGAAUGGGUUUGCGAUGGCAUGAAGGAUUGCCUCGAUGGCAGUGACGAACUGAAUUGCACCGCGAUAGGUUGCAAAAUAGAAAAUCAUCGAUAUCAAUGUACAAAUUUGGAAUGUAUUUCUCUUGAUCUGGUAUGCAAUAACAUAUUCGAUUGCACUGAUGAAUCGGACGAAGAUGGCGCUUGUAACAGUACAAUAUGUUCAUCGGCGGAAUGCAGUCACAAUUGUAUCGUUACACCUGACGGAUCUGUUUGCACUUGUCCACAAGGUUACAAAUUACAAGAUAAUCAUACCUGUAUAGAUAUUGAUGAGUGCGAAAUUGACCGGAUUUGUGAUCAACAAUGCUUGAACACCGAAGGAUCAUACAAAUGUAUCUGUCAGACAGGUUACACGUUGCAAGAUGACAUGAAAACUUGCAAAGCCGAUGGUGAUGAAGCUGUAAUAAUAUUCGGUGAACAACAAAGAAUUCGUGGUAUACAUCUCGAUUCAAAAAUAAGCUUUAUCUUGGCGGAAAAUUUAAAUGAGGUUGCCAACUUGGUUGCUAUGGACAACGAAUACAUAUACUGGUCAGACGGAAGUCAAAAAAUCAUGAAAGGUACCAAAAACGGAAAAAGAGAAAUUAUCCUUACAAAAGGUAAAUACUGUGAUUAAUAAUAUUUGUCUGUUACAAUCAUUGAGGACCAGAGACGAGAAACCAGGGAAAGAGAAACGGAAAUAAUGUUUUCAUUUACACCAUACCGGAAAAUAUUGUCCAUUCUUACAAUAUAAAACAAUAAUUAAAUAAAAGGAAAGUCGCUAAUUCAUAGAAUUAAAAAAUAACGUGUUAUUUAUCAAGCGACUUUACAAGUUAUUUAUUUCAAUAACGAUUUAAUAACAAUGUUACUUUUUUUAUUAAUAAUAGUAGCGGUAACACAAUUAAAUUUCUCGGAUAACAUAUGAAUAUAGUGGUUAGUUUCAUCGUUGCUUCAAACACGUUGAAUACAUGUAUAUGGAAAAAAUGGUCGGGAAAAAAAUUCUAAAAAUAAAUCUUGAAAACUUCUUAAUAAAAGCAACGAAAAUUGUAAAUUAUUAUUUCUUGAAUAAUGAUAAUGAUAACAAAUUACAUUUUUCAAUGGAUGACGACUAACAAUAACAAAUAAUUUUUCAAAAGUAACUUCCUCAAUUCCGAUGACUCAUAUGCAAUGAGUAAUAUAAGAUUACUAUUACAGACUAUUCGCAAACUAGUAACAGAACCAAACGUCGUAUAUAUCAUAGAUUUCACACGUUUUUACACUCAAUGCGAAACCAGUUACCUUCUUUUAAUGUAACAAAUAAAA